Messenger RNA from Cokeromyces recurvatus, 488 nucleotides. RefSeq lists its product as uncharacterized. The transcript has a single exon. The record is from RefSeq and is a predicted model, not a curated record. NCBI's taxonomy places the organism in Eukaryota, Fungi, Mucoromycota, Mucoromycetes, Mucorales, Mucoraceae. The coding region runs from base 162 to 332 and encodes 56 amino acids.
GUUUUAUUUGAAUAGCCUCUUUAUUCUGUAAAUAAAUGAUGGUUUAUUUCUAUUAACUUAGUUAUAAAGACAACUACAAUCAUAACAACAAGAAGCUAGCUUCAAAAGGUACUAUUAUUGGUCAUUAUUUGAGGUUUCUUGAAAAAAAAAACUCCCCAUGAAUGAAAUGGAUUGUUUUCCUGAAGUUAAAGGGCUACUACAUCGUAAUAAAUAAUGCACCUAUCCAUACAUCCAAUCAAAUUGACGAGGAUGGUAGUUGCAAAGGAGAGCGGUACAAAAGUGUCUACCUCCCUCUCUCUCUCCCUCCCUCCCUCCCUCCUUAUUCUCCCUGAGCUUAACCUCCUCCUCUCCAAAUAGGAGAAUUUUGAGUAAUUGUCAAAAAUAAGAUUAAGUGUAGCUCAUUUGAAGCUACUGAGGAUUUGGCUACUCGAAUUACUGAAGCUUGUAACUUUGUUCCUCCUAAAGAUCAGCAAGCACUUGCUCAGCAC